AUGCUUCUUAUUCUCCUCCUCCUCCUCUCCUCAUUCUUCUUUUUUUUCUUCUUCUUCUGCACAUCCUUCGUAUUCUCCUCCUUCUCCUACUCGUCCUUCUUCUUCUUCUUCUGCUCCACAACAUUCUUAUUCUUCUCCUCCUUCUCCUUCUCCUCCUUCUCCUCCUCGUCCUUCUUCUCCUUCUCCUCCUUCUCCUUCUCUUCUUUCUCCUCUUCCUCCUCCUCGUCCUUCUUCUUCUUCUUCUUCUUCUUCUUCUUCUACUUCUUCUUUAUUACUCCUCCUCCUCCUAUUCUUAUUCUCCUCCUCCUCCUCCUCUUCCUUCUUCUUCUUCUUCUUCUUCUUCGGCUCCACAACAUUCUCAUUCUCCUCCUCCUCCUCCUCUUUCUUCUUCUUUGUGUCCCACGAGAUUACAAGCAAUCACGGACCACAGCCACGAGAUUACAAGCAAUCACGAACCCCAGCCACGAGAUUACAAGCAAUCACGAACCCCUACCACGAGAUUACAAGCAAUCACGAACGCCAGCCACGAUUACAAGCAAUCACGAACCCCAGCCACGAUUACAAGCAAUCACGAACUCCUACCACGAGAUUACAAGCAAUCACGAACGCCAGCCACGAGAUUACAAGCAAUCACGAACCCCUACCACGAGAUUACAAGCAAUCACGAAUCCCUACCACGAGAUUACAAGCAAUCACGAACCCCUACCACGAGAUUACAAGCAAUCACGAACCCCUACCACGAGAUUACAAGCAAUCACGAACCCCAGCCACGAGAUUACAAGCAAUCACGAACCCCUACCACGAGAUUACAAGCAAUCACGAACCCCAGCCACGAGAUUACAAGCAAUCACGAACCCUACCACGAGAUUACAAGCAAUCAUGAACCCCAGCCACGAGAUUACAAGCAAUCACGAACUCCCUACCACGAGAUUACAAGCAAUCACGAACCCUACCACGAGAUUACAAGCAAUCACGAACCCCUACCACGAGAUUACAAACAAUCACGAAUCCCUACCACGAGAUUACAAGCAAUCACGAACUCUACCACGAGAUUACAAGCAAUCACGAACCCCUACCACGAGAUUACAAGCAAUCACGAACCCCAGCCACGAGAUUACAAGCAAUCACGAACCCCUACCACGAGAUUACAAAACAAUCACGAACCCCCAGCCACGAGAUUACAAGCAAUCACGAACCCCCAUUCACGAGAUUACAAGCAAUCACGAACCCCUACCACGAUUACAAGCAAUCACGAACCCCUACCACGAGAUUACAAGCAAUCACGAACCCCUACCACGAGAUUACAAGCAAUCACGAACCCCAGCCACGAGAUUACAAGCAAUCACGAACCCCUACCACGAGAUUACAAGCAAUCACGAACCCCAGCCACGAGAUUACAAGCAAUCACGAACCCCUACCACGAGAUUACAAGCAAUCACGAACCCCAAUCACGAACCCCUAGAUUACAAGCAAUCACGAACUCUACCACGAGAUUACAAGCAAUCACGAACCCCUACCACGAGAUUACAAGCAAUCACGAACCCUACCACGAGAUUACAAGCAAUCACGAACCCCAGCCACGAGAUUACAAGCAAUCACGAACCCCAGCCACGAGAUUACAAGCAAUCACGAACGCCAGCCACGAGAUUACAAGCAAUCACGAACCCCUACCACGAGAUUACAAGCAAUCACGAACGCCAGCCACGAGAUUACAAGCAAUCACGAACCCCAGCCACGAGAUUACAAGCAAUCACGAACCCCUACCACGAGAUUACAAGCAAUCACGAACCCCUACCACGAGAUUACAAGCAAUCCCGAACGCCAGCCACGAGAUUACAAGCAACUACGAACCCCAGACAUAUAAUAUUAGCUUACUGUUAUCAUCAUUUGUAG
Acanthosepion pharaonis is the source of this 1893-nucleotide messenger RNA. The record is from the annotation of a GenBank genome assembly. Lineage: Eukaryota; Metazoa; Mollusca; Cephalopoda; Sepiida; Sepiidae.